Messenger RNA from Penicillium brasilianum, 435 nucleotides. NCBI's taxonomy places the organism in Eukaryota, Fungi, Ascomycota, Eurotiomycetes, Eurotiales, Aspergillaceae. The record is from the annotation of a GenBank genome assembly.
AUGUCGCUGAUCCCACACUUCCACCGUGGUGGGCUUUCGGCUGUUAGCCGCCUUCUCGAUAACUAUGAAAAUAUGUUCUCCAAUCUCGGCCAACUUCAAACCUACGCACCGUCCUUUGAUGUUCGCGAGACAGACAAAGCCUACCACCUCGAUGGUGACCUUCCUGGUGUUCAGGAAAAAGACCUGGAAAUUGAGUUUGAGGAUGAACAUUGCUUGAAAAUCAAAGCGCAUAGCGAGCGCGAGUCUACAACUGAGAAAGAUUCGUGGCUAGCAUCCGAAUCUUUCUCAGUUGUAGACUCGCGCUCGCUAUGCGCUUUGAUAUUGGCAGAAUGGCAGAUUCAUAUAGUGUGUAACAAGUGUGGUCGAGCUCGCCCACAUUAUUCAGACUAUGGAUGUCAGGGAGGUGGUUGCGUAGACAUCUUUGAAACUCGAUAG